AGACCGAACCCUAACCCAAAGCCAGAUGUAUGUCCCACUUAUUUUUCUUCAAAGCUUGGCGUGCAGCAUUGCUUGACUUCUCGGAGCUCGCUCGUGCCUGGCGCGACAACUGAUAAUCCAUGCAACAAAAAGUUACCAGUUUACCAUCAUUGAUUCGCGCCCCCGGCCACGGUGACCGCCAACCAUUGCAGGCGCAUGAAUAAAGAUUCGUCAUAGAAGACGACAUCAUCAUCCACAUCGCGAUCGAUAAACAGCCGCCACAAUGUCACGGAGGGACUUCCUUAGCAUGCCCGCGCCCGAGAACUACGUCGCUGGUCUCGGGCGUGGUGCCACUGGCUUUACCACCAGAUCUGACUUGGGUCCGGCGCGAGAAGGUCCCAGCGAAGACCAAAUCAAGGCUGCUGUCGCAAAGAGGACAGCCCAAUUGGGACUCGGUGGCGACAAUGCGAAAGAUGAUGACAACGAUGACGCCGCUCGAUAUCAGGAUCCAGACAACGAGGUUGGCCUGUUUGCCGGCGGUUUCUAUGAUAAAGAGGAUGAAGAGGCAGACAAGAUCUGGGAAGAUAUAGACGAGAAGAUGGCAAGCAGGAGGAGAAAGCAAAGGGAAGCACGAGAAAAAGCCGAACGAGAAGAAUACGAGCGACAGAACCCAAAGAUUCAGCAGCAGUUUGCCGGGCUCAAGAGAAAAUUGGCCGAGCUCACCGACGAUGAUUGGGCGAACAUACCCGAGGCAAAGGAUGCCACCGGCAAGACCAAGAGGGCACGACAAGCGAGGAUGGAGAGAUUCUAUGCUGUGCCCGACAGCGUGCUAGCUGCUGCGAGAGACCAGGGUCAGUUUGGCACGACAGUUGCAGACGAUGGGACUGCUACCAGCGCUACUCCCGGAGGAACCGAAACGACAACGGAUUUUGCAAAGAUCGGUGCCGCCCGCGACAAGGUGUUGAAGGCAAGACUUGAGCAGACAUCACAAACCAGCGGGCUUGCUACGGCAGGUAGCGCCACGAGUCUGGAUCCGAGGGGUUACUUGACCUCACUAGCCAGCACCCAAGGUGCAGAGCAGAGUAUCGGUGAUAUUGAGCAGUUCAGAAAGAUGUUGAAGUCUGCUGUAGACUCAAACCCCAAACAGGCGUCCAGUUGGAUGGCUGCGGCAAGAUUGGAGAUGACAGCAGGGAAACCGGGUGCCGCCCGCAAGUUGAUUGCGGCUGGGUGCCAGCAUUGUCCCAAGAAUGAGGAUAUCUGGCUUGAGAAUAUCAACAUCAACGACACUCACAAUGCCAAGAUUAUUGCGGCUGAAGCUAUCCGCAACAACCCAAAGUCGGUGAAGCUCUGGGUGGCGGCCAUGAAACUGGAGAAUGACCAAAGAUCACGGAAGAAGGUGAUCCGAAAGGCGCUGGAUCAUAACCCACAAUCCGAGGCUUUAUGGAUUCAUGCGGUGAACCUGGAAGAAGAUGUGGAAGAUGCCCGCAUUUUGCUAGCCAAGGCUACUGAGCUUAUCCCCGAAUCACUCGACUUGUGGCUGAGACUGGCACAUUUAGAGACCCCGGAGAAUGCUCGCAAGGUGCUCAACAAGGCCGUCAAGAAGCUCCCCAACUCCCACGAGCUGUGGAUUGCGGCCGCUCGCCUGGAGGAGCAGCUUGGUGAGGGUGCAAGACGACCAGUCAUGAAGAACGCCGUUAAGUUCUUGGUCAAGCAAAACGCCAUGCCCAAGCGUGAAGAAUGGAUUGCUGAGGCUGAAAAGUGCGAGGAUGAAGGCGCGGUCAUCACCUGCAGCAAUAUCAUCGAAGAGACCCUUGGCUGGGGGCUGGACGAGGACGACGACCGCAAGGAGCUCUGGAUGGAAGAUGCCAAAGCCAGUAUCAGCCGCGAAAAGUACGCCACCGGCCGGGCGAUAUACGCCUAUGCUCUUCGUGUCUUCCCCAACAGCAAGAGCCUUUACCUCGCCGCCAUUGACCUGGAGAGAGAGCACGGCAACAAGGAGGACCUCUGGAACGCGCUUGAAAAAGCCGUCGAGGCCUGCCCUCACCAAGAGACCUUCUGGCUCAUGCUGGCCCGCGAAAAGGCAGGCGAGAUUAACGAGGCUCGUCGCGUUCUGGCCCGUGCCUUCAAGCAAAACCCCGAUAACGAGGACAUCUGGCUUGCGGCUGUCAAGCUUGAGGCUGACAACGGCUUUAUCGAUCAAGCCCGCGACCUGCUCAAGACUGCCCGGCAAAACGCCCCUACCGAUCGUGUCUGGAUGCGUUCCGUGGCCUUUGAGCGCCAGCUAGGCAACAGCGAAGCCGCCCUUGACCUCGUCAUUGACGCCCUCCGCCUCUUCCCUAACGCCCCAAAGCUUUGGAUGAUGAAGGGGCAGAUUUACGAGGACAUGGAUCAGCCGGCACAGGCAAGGGAGGCAUAUGGUGCCGGUGUCCGCGCCGUUCCUUCGUCGGUCCCCUUGUGGCUUUUGUACUCCCGUCUGGAGGAGCGCCUCAACAACGUGGUCAAGGCCCGUUCCGUCCUCGACAGAGCAAGGCAGGCAAUUCCCAAAUCGGCUGAGCUGUGGACUGAGCUCAUCCGUCUUGAGCGUCGCGCCGGUAACAUCACUCAGGCCAAGACCCUCAUGGCUACUGCCCUGCAGCAGAUGCCCAAGAGCGGUCUCCUCUGGGCGGAGAGGAUUCUUCACCUGGAACAGCGAACCCAGCGCAAAUCGCUGCUGGCGGAGGCGAUGAAGAAAGUGGAGAACGACCCGGUGCUGAUGGUGACGGCGGCGUAUAUCCUCUGGAAAGAGAGGAAACUCGAGCAGGCGGAUAAAUGGUUUGAGAGAGCGCUGAAGCUGGACACGGACCAUGGGGAUACGUGGGCGUGGUAUUACAAGUUUUUGCUGCAGCAUGGGACGGAAGAGAAGAGGGCUGGGUUGGUGAGCAGGUGUGUUUUGGCGGAGCCGAGACAUGGGGAGUAUUGGCAGCGGGUGGCCAAGAUGCCGAAGAAUGCGGGGAAGGGUACGGGGGAGAUGUUGAAGUUGGUUGCUGCUUCUUUGCCGGAGUAGGGUCCUGGAGGAGUGUUGUAAUGUUGAAUUGGUUUGGGGACAUGGGACGGGAUUAGGGCACGUAUGGAUAGGAUAAUGAUAUCAAUUGAUCGAUCAACUUGAGAUCAAAUUCAAACAAAACUAGAAAACCCCGAAAACCUGAAAACACCCAGUUAUCAAAAC
Molecule: messenger RNA, 3184 nt
Organism: Podospora pseudopauciseta
Lineage: Eukaryota; Fungi; Ascomycota; Sordariomycetes; Sordariales; Podosporaceae
Gene: prp1
Product: U4/U6 x U5 tri-snRNP complex subunit Prp1
Exons: 2
Coding region: 263-3022 (919 amino acids)
Biological process (GO): mRNA splicing, via spliceosome; spliceosomal tri-snRNP complex assembly
Cellular component (GO): catalytic step 2 spliceosome; U4/U6 x U5 tri-snRNP complex
Molecular function (GO): protein binding
Source: RefSeq, a predicted model, not a curated record